Molecule: messenger RNA, 699 nt
Organism: Capronia epimyces CBS 606.96
Lineage: Eukaryota; Fungi; Ascomycota; Eurotiomycetes; Chaetothyriales; Herpotrichiellaceae
Exons: 2
Coding region: 1-699 (232 amino acids)
Cellular component (GO): cell wall
Molecular function (GO): manganese ion binding
Source: RefSeq, a predicted model, not a curated record
AUGUUCCUCUCCGCCUGUGUCGGCGUCACUUCAAUCAUUGUAUUUCUUGUUUCACCAACAUUCGCCGUCGACACAACGGCUGAUCCGCAGUUGGUGGCGAAGCUCAAAAUGGCGGCGACCAUGUUAGACCGGCUGGAUCUGCUCUCGGACGAACAGCUUCUCUACAAUUUCUCCGCCAACCCCAUGUAUUCCUGGAACCCGGGGAGCGUCUGCAAUGCCAAUGCUGCUACAUGGCCGGCUCUGGCGACCACCGGUGUGACGGUGGCACAGCUGAACCUCGGGCCUUGCGCGAUGCUGGCACCUCACCUGCAUCGCGCAAUCAAUCUCGUGGUUGCAGUAACUGGAUCAACUCAUACAUAUAUGGUCCAAGAGAAUGGAGCUCGGCUAGUCGAGCAAAUCCUCACCCCGGGACUGAUGACCAUGUUCCCACCUGCCAGUCUGCAUUCAAUGUACAACAUGGGCUGUGAAAACAACCAACUCUAUUCGUUCCUCAACGAUGAGAGCCCGGGGACCCUGAACAUUGCGCAAUCCUUCUUCAUGAUGCCCGAGGAGAUCGGCAUGCAAGUCAUGCCCUUUAUCAAUCUGGCAAACGGAAGUUGGAAUGGUACUGCGCAGCUGAUCCCCGCGAUCGGCACAGGAAGCCAGGACGGGUUUGAGGCAUGUAGAAAAAAAUGUGGUCUCACUGGGGAUGGGUCCUAG